Molecule: messenger RNA, 1435 nt
Organism: Theobroma umbraticum
Lineage: Eukaryota; Viridiplantae; Streptophyta; Magnoliopsida; Malvales; Malvaceae
Product: Peptidase family M48 family protein
Biological process (GO): proteolysis
Molecular function (GO): metalloendopeptidase activity
Source: RefSeq, a predicted model, not a curated record
ACUAAUCAUUAAUCAAAAGAAUUUAAACCUCUUACUUAACGCUAAGCUUUUGUCAUUCUCUUGGCGUGCGUCGAGAAACCAAUGGCUUCUCUGGUUCUCUCUUCUUUCUGUUUCUGCCCUUCUCGAAAGCCUUGUUUCCUUACUUCCUCGUUCCGUUUCAGCUUCGGAGCUCCGACGGGUUCCAGGUCCGCUGGUCCAUUAUCGGUCGGAUUUGGAUCGGCCGAGAAGAGAAAUGGAAGAAUUAAGGUUUCUGUUUACUCCAGAGCUUCUCCUCUCGUGUUUCGCGACCUCGACGCUGAUGAUUUCCGGCAUCCCCUCGAUAAGCAGAAUACGCUGCUACUGAGAGCGAUUCCAGGGCUUAACGAACUAGGGAGGGCUUUACUAGGAACCAUGACAGAGCAAAUUAUGCUUCUUGAGAAUAUAGGGACUUCGGUUCGUGUUUCAAAAGACCAGCUUCCGGAACUUCAUAAAAUGAUGGCUGAGGCCUCGGGGAUAUUGAAUAUUGAGGCUCCCGAUCUCUAUGUUCGUCAGAGCCCAGUUCCGAAUGCUUAUACAUUGGCUAUAAGUGGUAAAAAACCAUUUGUUGUCAUUCAUACUAGUCUUGUGGAACUUCUCUCACGAAAGGAAUUACAGGCUGUUUUGGCUCAUGAGUUGGGUCAUCUCAAAUGCGAUCAUGGUGUGUGGCUUACCUUUGCAAAUCUUCUCACUCUUGGAGCGUAUACUGUACCUGGACUUGGUGGCUUUAUAGCUCGGGGUUUAGAAGAACAGUUAUUCCGUUGGCUUCGAGCAGCAGAACUAACUUGUGAUCGUGCAGCCCUUCUCGUUGCACAAGAUCCCAAGGUCGUCAUUUCUGUUUUGAUGAAAUUAGCUGGUGGCUGCCCAUCUAUGGCUGAUCAGCUAAAUGUGGAUGCCUUUUUGGAUCAAGCUCGCUCUUAUGAUAAGGCUUCUUCGAGCCCAGUUGGAUGGUAUAUAAGAAAUGCUCAAACGAGACAACUUUCACAUCCUCUGCCUGUUCUACGUGCUCGUGAGAUUGAUGAGUGGUCAAGAAGUCUCGAAUACAGAAGUCUUCUUAAACGCUCAACUCAGAUGAGCGUUGUAGAAAAAGUUUAGCAUUGCUCUGGACCUGGAGUCAUAGUUUAAAACAGCUUGAAUAGAUUUCCACUUUGCCUUGCAAGAUUUGGUUCCCAUUACAUUUCAUGUAAGAUAUAUGCCAGGCAGAAGAGAGCACAGAAAAUGGAGGAAGCAUUUGUAAAGAGCAUCUAUAGCUGCUGUAAAACAUUUGUCCAUAAAGCAUAGAAAUUAAAGAUAGUUUAAAUUUAUGCAAGGAAAAGAAAUAGUUUUUGGGAAUUUAUUGUAACAUAUGCUUCAUUCUCAAAGGAACAGAAUUCUGUAUACUGUUAUUCAACAGCGUAAAUCAAAUGUAGCAAUUUUGUAA